Guillardia theta CCMP2712 is the source of this 859-nucleotide messenger RNA. RefSeq lists its product as hypothetical. NCBI's taxonomy places the organism in Eukaryota, Cryptophyceae, Pyrenomonadales, Geminigeraceae. The coding region runs from base 299 to 853 and encodes 184 amino acids. The record is from RefSeq and is a predicted model, not a curated record. The transcript has a single exon.
AAUGGGAGGGAGGAUGAAGAUUGUUCGACGGCAGUGAUAGUCAGGCAACCAGACACGGAUAGAGACUGAAACCAGAGAGAUGGUUGUGAGUGUUGUGGCAGCCACAUAAGAAAGUUUCUUCCUGGUCGGUUGAGGUAAUACAAACAGUCAAAGGUGUUCAAAUCAGUUGCAGAGGAAGGGGAGAGGGAGCAGGUUGUAAAACAGUGCAAGUCCAACAGAUGAGAAGUGGAGAAGUGUCAUAUUAUUUUCUGUAAGAAGGGGGUUGAUUGUCUAUCUCGCAGGAGCCUUUUAGUUCGGGAUGGGGCGUGGGAGUCAACAUUUGAGAGAAAAGCUUUCUGAAGACCAGGGAAGCUGUUCAGGUCGAGAGGUUCAGCAUGAUGCAGAUAUACACGAACUGCAUGACUUUCGCGUCUCGAGCACGGUGGAAAAUUUUCUGACGGGCAAAAUCAAGGAUGGCCAGUGGAUUUUCGAAGUUCCGCAAUGUUCUCGCGCUAAGGAGACGUUAUCGGUCAUCCUAGUUUCUGCUGUACUGGUUCCCUCGUUCACCGUCUUUCCUGCGCUCCUACUGAUUGCGUCCUUGUACCUCUAUCGCUCGUACGGCAUUGCAGGGGGCAUUCUUUUCAUCACCCCGUUGGUGAUCUUGUGUACCCUGCCGAAAAUGUACUCCCCAUGGUUCAAGAAGAAUUGUUUCCGGCAAGCGCUGAUGCACCUUGUGCGAUAUGUGAAGCCUUUCAAGCUGCUGAAGAAGUCGACGAUGGCAAGUGACAAAAACUACAUCUUCUGUUGGCAUCCACAUGGCAGGCUGUUCUACGGGUUCGCCUUGUUUUGCGGUGAUGGAAGCGACCUCCAUUGAAGGUUG